AUGAAUAACUCGAAUUCCAUUCAGACGUCAAAUGUAACUGUUGAACCCUUCACUGAUUCGAGGGUAUCAAGUGGAGUGGAUUUGAGCGGCCUCAAGAGAAAAUCCGGUGCAGAAGGUUCAGAAGAUGCGUAUUUUGGUGAAGAGACCAUUGAGCGAGAGAAAACAAGAAGAAAGAUCGACCAUUCGACAAGCCAUUCAUCCUCAAUUCCAAAAGGAGAUCAGGAAAGCAAUCUUGGCACUUUUCCUCAUGGCGAAGCCUCAUCCUGCGAUUCUUCAAGCAAUUUUCACGCCAACUCCGCACUUAUACAAGCUGAGACUAGCGAAAGAAAGAUUGCAGAAGCAAAUCUAGGACAAGUCGACUACGCUCCAACGAUAGGUGUUGCGGAGAGUGCUACUUGGAGGGAUAAAGACAAUGAGGAAGAAGAAAGAGCUACUCCGUCUAUAAUCCAGCGAAAAACAUCGAAAACUGUGGCAGAGUCUACAUCCUUCCUCCCAAACGAAGUCGUAGUCAAGAUCUUCAAAGCCAUCUUGCGAUUGCCACGAGAGCCCGACACACCGCCAACUUCGAAUCAAGACUCAAAAUCAACUUUAAAUUCGACAGAAGAUGAGGACGAUAGUCGUUGGGAUAGCUAUACAAAUGGCGAAGUGUCAUACAACCUUGGAAGAAAGGAGUUUGGAACAGAUAACGAUGGAAUUAUUGAGGCUAUUUGCUUUGCUCUUACAUGUCCUAGAUAUUGGAUUGUCUUCCGCGAUCUCUGGUGUUAUUCAGAUACCAACAAGAUCGUCAAAGACUUCGGGCUAUCGAUGCCACAGGAGCUUGUUCUCGCACCUCUUCUAGAAACAUGGAUGGGUGAAAAGUACCGUCGUUCAAACCUCCUCACUAUGAAUCCUGCAUGGUCUACAGAGAUGGGCGAGGAUGGAUCUCAAGGAUACAUCAACAUGUUUCUUUCAAGAAGUGUCUAUGGCCAGGGGGAUAAUGAACGUGAUCUGAAAAAGGAGCAGUCUUUAUGGGACAGGUACAAGGCUAGGUCUCAAAUACUAGAUUGCAGUGAAGGUGAUAACUUGGAGUAUUUUGAAUAUAGUGGACAGUCUCCGGAAUAUUAUCCUAAAAUCCCGCUGCCUAGUCCUUUCAGAAUGGGUAGCAGCUGGUAUCUAAAAGCCGCCAAACAGUAUCGGGAUACGUUCAUAAAUUGGCAAUUCACAUAUUCCGAUUAUGAUUUUGUGCCGGAAUUUGAGGACAAUAGUAGGGACAUUGGUCCCCUGAGCUGUGCAAUGCAACGUUCUUGGGAGUCAUUUCGAAAAACAGCAAUCUUCGAAUGGGUCGGAAGGAUUCAGUCUACUAUGGAUCGUCCCUUGACUCAAGUCCAAGACGAGUCACUUCAAGUUGCAACGGACAUACUCGAGCUUCAUCGGGAUGUUACACAACUCGAUAUGAUAGUUGACUUUUAUGAAUUUGGGUAUAAAGUUGGAUGGGAAGAAAUCUCUGGGCCUUUCCCAACAGAUGAUUGGGAAACGUACGCAUAUGACGCUAUGUGUUCUACAGUCUUUUAUGGGCAUGACUUGUGGGAGCCGGAACUUCCUCUCUACUCGUAG
Messenger RNA from Botrytis deweyae, 1593 nucleotides. RefSeq lists its product as uncharacterized. The coding region runs from base 1 to 1593 and encodes 530 amino acids. The record is from RefSeq and is a predicted model, not a curated record. Lineage: Eukaryota; Fungi; Ascomycota; Leotiomycetes; Helotiales; Sclerotiniaceae. The transcript is spliced from 2 exons.